AAAUUCCGUUUCUAUUGUGUACAUAUCGCGUCGACGUACAGGUUAAUUGCUUUGUCCGUCGGUCUGUGUCUCCCGAUUAUCCAAGAGUAUCCCAGUUGUACAAAAAAAUGAUGCAUUUUCAAGUAAACAUUCAAUCGGAUAAGAUUCUUCAGUGAAUUAAAAAAUGGAAAAGUUAAUUGUAAUUGUGACAUACUUGAUAGCGUGUUUAGGAUUACACUUAAUUACAUGCGAUAAUUACUGUGAAAUUAAUUCACGACAGUUACCAUACUACAAAUUAAUGAAAUCUAACGCCCGUUCGAAUCAGUUAAUACUCUCAAGGAAAACGGUGCAAAAUGUGAACGAGUGCAGGAAGUUCGCUUCGGUGAAGAAGGCUUUGGCAUUUAAUUAUGGUUUAGACGAUGACUAUGAAUUGAAUAUUGGCGUUCAGAAUAAAAGUAAAACAACGAGGAAAAUAUGCCAAGCGCUUCAAUGUCCUGAGAUUUACAAUUUUACUACGCUUGUGAAGGAUAAGAAUUAUAAAUAUUAUAGCACGUAUCCCAGCUCCAUACCAACUGGUUCUAGCUUCACACUGGUCUGCGUUCCUAGGACAGGGAUAUUUGUAUUUUCGAGCGAUAACUUGAAUUACAGCCAAGCACGAAUAGCUUGCCAAAAAAUAAAUGCAUCGCUGGCUCACAUAAUCAGCGAGGAACGUACUAACGGGCUUGCAAAAUACAUUUCGCCAAACACACCUACUUUUGUCGGACUUAGUAACCGUAGAAAUGGAAAAUUUUGGAUGAACGAAUUUGACGAACCACUUUUAUGUUUUAAUUAUCGAGCAUGGGGAAGGGGACAACCAUCGCAUUCAAAAGGAUGUGUCACUCUGGUACAACCACCUCAAUUACAACUUGGACCUUUUUGGAAAGUUGUUCCUUGCGGUAGUGUGUUAUCUUUUAUCUGUGAAAUUUCACCGAUCUAUUCAUAUUUGCAUAGCUAGAAACUUUGAAAUUUACAAGCAAGCAUAUUAAUAGGUAGCAGUUUCAACUACACAUAUAUGUGUGAAAAGCUAAAAUAAAAUAAUAUAUUAUGCUUUAAAUGCUUUUAAUACACACAUUCGAAUGUACUACUUAUUAAAGAAUAUUCUAAAUAAAUAUUUUUUGAUCAGAAAAUAAAAUGUUAAUUAUUAAGUUACUUAGAACUUGUAACAUUCCGAUAUUAAUAUAACUGUGAGUAUAAAAUGUACAAAAGAGAAAGCAAUGAGUUUGUUGUUAAUGCAUUAAAAACACAAAUACUAAUUAUAUACAUAAGUUUAAUACGUGGUUACAAGUAUGAUACUCAUUACUAGCAGAAAAAAGUAUUUCCUAACAAAUUAUUUACAUUUGAAUUGCUCUGAAAAUGAUCGAUACGAAAGAAAAAACAUAAUUCUCACUCUUUGUUGAUUAUAUACACGUAUACAAUUCUAGGAUUAUACCUUUAAAAAUUGUGCUUCUUUCAAUUAUUUACUUAUUAUCUAUCACAUGCUUUCUAAGCUGAUUACUUAAGACUUAAAACCAACCAUUAAGAUGUAUCGAUACUUUAUUUGUGGUUAUAAUAGGGUUCGGAAAUAAUAUAUAUACAUGUGCAUAUAUAUAUCGUAAUAAUAACAAUUUGAUUAUGUCAAAGUUUCAUUGCUUAAUAAUCUUUAAUACAAGCAUUAAUAAUAAAGUAAAAAAAUUGGAUUCCAACAUGUUACUCAAAUAAUAUAUAUCUACACUUCAUUCGAAUAGUAAAUUAUCUUAAUAUAUGUAUGUUGAAAUUCUCCGUCAAUAAAUAUUUAAUCGGUAUUGUAUUUAUAAUAGAAGAAAAUAUAUAUUAUUUAAUCUGCAAUUUUAUAUAUAAUUUUAUAUAUAUUAUUUCAUAUGCAUGUACACUAAGCGGCCAAGAUAAAAUAAUUUUUACUUACUCAUUUCCAUACUCGUAUCAAAAUUAUUACACAAUCCAAAUUUAAGAAAUGAAACAAAAUACAACAUGCAUUCUAAUCUUUUGCUUCACAAAUUACUAGCUAUCAUUUACAUUCUUCAAACAGAAAGUCAACAUUGUAGACAAUAAUAAUAACAAUAAUAAUAAUAAUAAUAAUAAUAAUAAUAAUAAUAAUAAUAAUAAUAAUAAUAAUAAUAAUAAUAUUAAUAUUAAUAAUAUUAAUAAUAACAAUAAUAAUAACAACAACAAUAAUAAUAAUAAUAAUAAUAAUAAUAAUAAUAAUAAUAAUAAUAAUAAUAAUAAUAAUAAUAAUAAUAAUAGUAAGAAGGAGAGCAUGAUUUCUUUGCCAUACCAAAAAAAUUUAUCUUCCAUGAUACAUGAUAUAUGCAUAAUUAAUUUGAAACAAUUAACUUGCAUUCUAUAAAUGACUAAAACAUUUCGACAUAUGUAUGUUAAUAAUGGAAAUACUCAUUUUUAAUGCGUGUGAUGCAUCAUAUAUUUAAAAAUAUUUUAUAUGUAAGCAAGUUUCUAUCUACAGCUUUAUUUAUAAAAAAAUGCAUGUUAAUACCAUACAGGUGUUAGUCCAUUUGAAAGAUCGUUGUUUUGACGAUUAAUGUAGUAAAUAGUCUAUAUAUAGUCUAUAAUAUUCGUUACUAAAGGAAGACAACGUUUUUCUUUAUCAAAGUUAUUGUAUUUAAGUAAUUAUUUCAUAACUUGAACAUAUAUUUGACUUAGCUAUAAUUCAAAUCUUCAUUUUAUCAUGGACUUGAAAAUAAUUAUUGUGUGAUAAUAGUAAAAUAUUAUUAAUAUUAUGCACGAACUUGGAAAUUUUUCUUGCUUUCGCUUAGGACUAUUAUUGUCACAUAUCGUUAAUUUGCAAUGAUGUAUGAAAUUUAGAUUUGCGAAUAGAAGUCUUGUCAUUUUGUAAAAUUUAAACGUUUUUUUACAUAAAAAUCUUACAUUAAUCUUUCAGUUGUGAUAAUAUAUAAAAGUAUAAAAGGAUUUAUUAAUGAUAUUUUUUGUAUGGAGUCAUAUCAAUUACUGGACAUUUCUGAAAUGUGGUCAGUAUGCUAAGCUGUUUUUAGAUCAAAUCGAUUGUGUAAAAUUAUAACAAAUAACAUAACUCUUCCAUAUCCUUUUAAAAAUAUUUUUACAGAGAUAUAAAACAAGAUAAAAAUUAGCGAAUAUACAAUAAAAAUACUAGUUUGAAAAUUACUCGUAGCUUGUAUAACUGUUGAAAUUAAAUUUCCAGAUCAAACUACCAAUUCAAUGUUAUUUAUUUUGCAUUGUAUUCAUUUACUUCACUUGUUCGACUAAUGGGUGAAAAAUCAAACAUAUUUAACACAAUAUCCAUAUAAUACAUAAAAAUAUACAUUAUCUCCUUAUGUACAGUAAUAGAUAUUGCAGACAUAUGACAACAAUUUUAUUUAAAUAUGAUCAAUGUAAGACGUUAGCUCAAUUUAUUAAGAAAUACGUACAUGAAAACAAUGUUUUGAAUCCUAUUAUGCAACAAGUUUGUGCUUUUGUAUUGAAGUUAUGAGAUAGACGCUACAUGAAAGAAAUUUUCAGAUAGGGUCUAUUGCAUUAUAAGCAUAAUCUAAAAUUCUUCAAUGAAUUGUAACACACUGAUAAUUAUAAUGUUCAUGUAAUAAUCCAUGUAAAUAUUUUGCAAUUUCUUAUUUACAUGCAAACAUUUUCAGAAAAAACUUUUUACUCAUGGCAUAAUUAUACAAAUUCUUCUACUAGAUGAAAUUGUUCUUGAUAUAAAUUCUGUAAACAAAUACAGAUAUACAUUCUGUAUACAAUUAACGACAAUUAAUUAUAAUAAUAAUAAUAAUAAUAAUAAUAAUAAUAUUAAUAAUAAUAAUAAUAUUGUUCAUGAUAAUAAACAAAUUUCAUAUAAAAAUAAACAAACAAAAAAAAGUACGUAUAAAUCUAAAGCUGCCAAAAUUUAACAUCUUCUAGUGUCUUUCUUCUCAUAUGCAAAAGAAGUAUUCUAUAUUUUAUAACUAUUUCAU
Molecule: messenger RNA, 3953 nt
Organism: Bombus huntii
Lineage: Eukaryota; Metazoa; Arthropoda; Insecta; Hymenoptera; Apidae
Exons: 4
Coding region: 164-973 (269 amino acids)
Source: RefSeq, a predicted model, not a curated record